AUGGCCACUCCGCAGGCAACCAAGCGCUUGACGCGCGAAUACAAGACCAUCUCGCAGAACCCCCCGCCUUACAUUGUUGCCCACCCCUCCGAAGUCAACAUCCUCGAGUGGCACUACAUCCUCACCGGCCCGCCCGGAACCCCGUACGAAGGCGGCCAGUACUGGGGCACGCUCAUGUUCCCGCCCGACUACCCCUUCGCUCCGCCCGCCAUCCGCAUGCACACACCUUCCGGUCGCUUCCAGCCAUCGACACGCCUUUGCCUCAGCAUCUCCGACUUCCACCCCAAGAGCUUCAACCCGGCUUGGGAGGUUAGCACCAUUUUGAUUGGCUUGAUGAGCUUCAUGACGAGCGAGGAGAUGACCACCGGGAGCGUACGCGCUUCCGACGCCGAACGCCGCAUCUUUGCCGCAAGGUCACGGUGGUGGAACGCCACUGGCGGAGGCUCGCACGCUGUCAACUCCUCUCGCCCAAGAGCCAGUGGUAUUGGUGCAGUCAAGCAAGGCGAUGGCGGAGCAAAGUUUCGUCAGGAAUGGCCUGAGCUAGACGCGGAAAGCUGGCGCUGGAUGAAAGAGCAGAAGGUCGAUCCGGUGACUGGACAGCAGCAGCACGCUCAGCUUGAAGACCAAACGGGCCACCUCUGCGCUCCCGAGGCUGCUGCGCUCCGCCGCCGGCCCGUAGGCAGCGGGGGAUUGAACGCCGUUGUCGAAGGCGGUCAGGUCGCGCGUGAUGCCGGCCAAGGUUGGGUGAGCCGCAACAAGUACCUUAUUGGUGCCGUGCUGCUGUUCGGUUAUGUCAUUGUUACCCGUCUGAUUGGCGUUGAAACGACUUAA
Molecule: messenger RNA, 831 nt
Organism: Aplosporella prunicola CBS 121167
Lineage: Eukaryota; Fungi; Ascomycota; Dothideomycetes; Botryosphaeriales; Aplosporellaceae
Exons: 1
Coding region: 1-831 (276 amino acids)
Source: RefSeq, a predicted model, not a curated record